Striga hermonthica is the source of this 249-nucleotide messenger RNA. The record is from the annotation of a GenBank genome assembly. NCBI's taxonomy places the organism in Eukaryota, Viridiplantae, Streptophyta, Magnoliopsida, Lamiales, Orobanchaceae.
ACUUUGGUCUCUGUCGUGCCUCUCCUCGAGGAAACGCUGAACAGCACCGGUCGCCCAAUUCCUGUGCUCGAGGGUGAUAAUAGGCAUCUCGAGGAAGAGAACCGGAGGUUGAGGGCCGAGAAUGAGGAUCUGCUCAAGACCCGCCAUGCUUUAGCUGAGCAAAUAAAGAGAGACGAGCAGCGGUUUAAGGAGGCUAUGCAAGUGAAAGAUAAGGCUCUCGAGGUAGAGCGGGCUGGCCGAAAGAAGGAG